This is a messenger RNA of Scomber japonicus (chub mackerel), 2585 nucleotides long. RefSeq names its product interleukin-10 receptor subunit beta-like. The record is from RefSeq and is a predicted model, not a curated record. Gene Ontology annotation, molecular function: protein binding. Lineage: Eukaryota; Metazoa; Chordata; Actinopteri; Scombriformes; Scombridae. The transcript is spliced from 7 exons. The coding region runs from base 52 to 1038 and encodes 328 amino acids.
CUGACACACACAUACACACACACACACACAGGAGAGGAGCCUCAGAGGAACAUGUCAGCCGCUAUUUGUGCCUUCAUACUGACUUUUUCAACACUAUGCGGAUCCAGAGCGGUUUCAGGAGUCCUCAGCCCACCCAGAAAUGUCCGCCACACCUCCUUCAACAUGAACCUGAUACUGCUGUGGGAUCCACCUGAAGACAAGCCCGACGGUCUGGUCUACACUGCCCAGUACAGGACUGUACAGCAGACUUACACCGAGGUCUGUACCAACGUUUCCACCCCUGAAUGUGACUUUAAGGAACAUCUCUUCGUGUACGGGAAGUAUACGAGCCGAGUGCGGGCGCAGUUGGGGGACGAUGUCUCCCCCUGGGUGGAGAAUAACCAGACUUUCUUGGACAAAAGAACCAUAAUCGGUUCACCCAACGUCACUCUCUUCUCCAGCGGGGCCACCAUUGAAGUCAGCAUCACUGACCCUGUGUUCGCGACUUCGUCCCUCAGGAACGUCUACACGAAAGCCACCUACAACAUCACCUACUGGAAGGAGAGCGAGGAGGAAAAGACCAUAAUCAGCAACAUAGAGCAGAGCCGGGUGGUUCUGAAUAAUCUGGAUCCUCGGACCAAGUACUGCAUCCAAGUCCAAAUCGACACAAAUAGGGACCCCGAAUUCAGCGAGCCCAGCACUCCUAUCUGUGAGAGCACCACUGAUGAUGAGGAACCUCCAUGGGUGGUAGCAGUGGUGACAUUCGUUGGCAUGGCCAUGAUGGUGUCACUGGUGUUGGUUGCAGUGGUGUAUCGGAAAAUGAUAUCCAACUUUCUCUGCCCAACAGAUACGCUACCUCAGCACUUUAAAGAGUAUUUGCUGGACCCCCCCAACUCACCCAUGUACUUGGCUAUGCGCAACUCCCACCCACCUGAGGAGGUCUACCACCAGGUCAGCAUCAUCCCAGACAGCAAUACUGUGGAGGAAGGGCGCCCUCUUGAGGCAGCAGGGACCAACUGCAGUAGACAGCAGCCUGACGUCACACAAAUUCAGAGAUAAAAAGCAAAGAAAGAGAGAAAAAAGACUGAAAAGAACAGAAGAAAUGAAGAAUAGCUGAUCUGCAGGCCGCUGUCAUUCAGGGACGCUGAGAAAAAGUGAAAUGACGGCGAGUUUUAAUGCUGUAAAUUCUGCAGCAGUCUCGUGUUACUGUGAAGUUAUUGUACAGCAGACCCACAGAGAGGUGUAGGUGUGUGUACAGAAUGUAUGCCUUAUUCUGGAGGUGUUAAUUAUCUGUUGUACAUCUCUAUCAUUGCUUGCAGUAUUACCACAUACUGUUCCACAUACUGUACUUACUAUACUGAAGACAUAUGGCACACCCAACCAGAGUUGCCCACACUAAUGUAUUUAAGCUGCCUAGACACAUCCACCAUUCAUUUACUGUGUACUGAAACUGAAAUAUAGACUGACAAUAUUAUCGAGACGAAUCCAGAUGCUGACUCUGACAACAUGAUGUCUGUCUGCGAGUGGGACCGAGCACUUUCACACUGACAGUGAAAGUACUGGUUCAUGAUUGUGGAAGUUAUUCAUUGAAAAAAAAACCCCACAUGUAUGAAAUUGGUUGUGACACAGGCUUUGGGACAGAAAUAACAUCAAACCUCCAAAGUCUGGACGAAGUGUCACUAAUGUUUUCGGGUUGAUACCUCGAUGUUUGCGAUACCUCGGCACAAACGUCCACUCGGGCUCAUGAACUGAUUCAAAUUUGGUGUUUAACAAAGUUCACAUAAAUGUCUGUCAGGAUAAAUGUCUGGGUAUAAUGUUUUAUAUCAAAAAGCUCAAAGAUUGACUUUACAAUGUUCUGCAAAAACACACUUUUCUGGCCGUUAUUGAUCGCCAUAACUCAGGAAGAGAGAGAGGAGACUGUGACCAUAUUCCACAUGUGGUCAGAUACUGACUUGGUGACACUAAUCUUUGGGUUUCCACUUUAAAACUGUGGUGAUUGUAAAGAUCUUCUGUGCUGGAGGGUGAUGGGUGAAGAUGUGUACCAAGCUAGCAGAAGAUUUGGUGGCGCCAAAGCUCAGAAUUAGAUUAAAACUAGGGGUGUGUCCAAAAAAAUCAAUCCAUCAAUUAAUAUCGAUUUUCUAUUUAAAAAUUCAAUAUCGAUUCAAAAUUCUGUGAAUCGAUUUUUUUCAAGCAGUGUUUUCCUGACCAGCCUUUUCAGUGUGUUGUUAAACUACAAACCAGCUCGCCAUAUCCUUAACUCAUUCAGAGAAUGAAAUAAUAAUUUGAACUGACAUGCUUAUCCAUAAUCUUUAUGUGCACUUUUUGAAAAUCAUUGGUUACAUGAUGACAUCAUAAUUCAAAAUGACAUGAUAUAAAAUGCCACUGGUCUUAAGGGUAAAUGCACAUAGAUGCUAUCAUGCUAGAUCCCAGUGUUUCAUGAUUUAACUUUACUCUUGAAGAAUUUGGUGUCCACACAUGAUUGCGUGUUAAAAAUAUUGUCUGACUUACAAAACAGAAACUCUGGGAACAUAAAAUUCAAUCAAUAUUGAAUCGAAUCGAGAAUCGGAUUGACUCGGGACCCUCUGAAUCAGAAUCGAAUCGAAUCG